Molecule: messenger RNA, 2607 nt
Organism: Hevea brasiliensis (rubber tree)
Lineage: Eukaryota; Viridiplantae; Streptophyta; Magnoliopsida; Malpighiales; Euphorbiaceae
Product: P-loop NTPase domain-containing protein LPA1 homolog 1
Exons: 8
Coding region: 245-2356 (703 amino acids)
Source: RefSeq, a predicted model, not a curated record
UUAGUGAGGGAAAGUGCGUAUUAAAGAGACUCGUGGAGGCGUGGCUCAUGCGAUGCGUGGAGGACUGGUGACACAGCGGAAAUGGCGAGUUCAUGUUACUCUUCUUCAUCCUUCAAAUGGCGGAUCGUAACGCUUCUCUGCUGCUAUAAACCCUAACCGUUUUGAUUCUAUUACACUUGCUGUAUUUUGUUGUUCUUCAACACACCCGAGAGAUCUCGUCUUUCGAUUCUGUGCAUAUUCAGGAAUGGCGGAGGUGGCGAAACUGCUGUAUAUAGUUGUGGUGGACGAGGAGGAGAAGAACGAGAAAGGGAAAGAGUCGUUCCGAUAUACGCGUCCGGUUUUGCAGAGCACUCUUCAGCUCAUGGGAUGUAAAGCGCGUCACGCUUUCAAGAUUAGCCAAAGGGUUUUUGAGCUGAUGAGAAGUGAACCUUCAAGUGAUGCUCUACUUCCAAAAGAAGUGGUGGAAAUUGGGGUUGAUGUUUCAAAAGGAAAUGGGUGGAAGGAUUAUGGAAGCAGGAGCCAAUCAUUCGAAUUGUACAAAAGGCGUACAACUGUAAUUGUUAGAAGAGAAACUUUCUUAAAUGUUGUUUGCGAUUCUCUGACUGAAUACAAGUAUGUGGGUCCUAACCAGAGGGCAGACUUGGUUUUGGCAUGCAGAAUUCGAGAAAGAAAGGAAUCUGUAACUGUGUUGUUGUGUGGCACCAGUGGAUGUGGCAAAUCUACUUUGUCUGCAUUGCUGGGUAGCAGAUUAGGAGUUACCACGGUAAUAUCGACUGACUCUAUUCGGCACAUGAUGAGGAGUUUUGUUGAUGAGAAGCAAAAUCCUCUGCUCUGGGCUUCAACAUACCAUGCAGGGGAGUUUUUGGAUCCAAAGGCAGUUGCUGAAGCAAAGGCUAAAAAAAGGGCAAAAAAAUUGGCUGGCAUUGCAAACUCACAUCCCAAGGAUGAAAUAUCUGAUGGUUCGUCCAUGAUGAAAUCUGAUGGUCAAGCACUGGAUAUGGGUUCUGGUGGUACAGAAUAUAUUAGUCCUAAACAAAUGGCAGUUGAAGGAUUCAAGGCACAAAGUGAGAUGGUGAUUGACAGUCUUGAUCGUCUAAUAACUGCGUGGGAAGAGAGGAAAGAAUCAGUGGUUGUUGAGGGUGUUCAUUUAAGCCUUAAUUUUGUGAUGGGGCUUAUGAAGAAACAUCCUUCAAUCAUACCAUUCAUGAUAUAUAUUACGAAUGAAGACAAACACUUGGAACGAUUUGCUGUUCGUGCAAAGUAUAUGACAUUGGACCCAGCUAAAAACAAAUAUGUGAAAUACAUUCGAAAUAUCAGAACAAUCCAAGAUUAUCUUUGCAAACGGGCUGAUAAACAUCUCGUCCCCAAAAUCAAUAACACAAAUGUUGACAAGAGUGUAGCAGCCAUCCAUGCAACGGUUUUCAGCUGCCUUCGCAGGCGUGAGGCAGGGGAGCCACUUUAUGAUCCUGCCACAAAUACAGUCGCUGUUGUUGAUGAGGAGUACAGGAACCAGUGUGCUGCCAAUUCGAUGAGCUCUAAAGGAAUGUUUCAACUUAUCCAGAGGAAAGGUUCUUCUAGGCAUUUGAUGGCUCUUGUUAAUACUGAUGGGUCUGUGGCAAAGGCAUGGCCUGUUGAUUCUGUGGAUAGUAGUGGGAAGCCUGUGUUGGGUUAUGGAACUGACAAUGGAAUAGGGAUCCCUAUGUAUGGUCCUCUGCAGAUUGGUAAGUCUGAACCAGUUAAUCUUCAGUUUGGCCACUUUGGAAUCAGUGCUUGGCCCAGUGAUGGUGGUACUAGUCAUGCUGGAAGUGUUGAUGAGUCGAGGGCUGAUUGGACUGAUACUGGAAGUAGAUACCACUCUUCUUGUUGUAGCUCUCCUCGGAUGUCUGAUGGACCUGCCAAGGAGCUCAAGGAGGAACAUUCAGUGCAUGGCAGUGAUGAAGAAGUAGAUGAUCCACCAGAGGUGGACAGUGAUGAGGAUUAUAGUGAUGAUGGUGAUAAACAUGUCCAAGAAGAGAUUGGCUCAGUUGAUGAGGAGUCCACAAAAUCUGAUGAAGAGUAUGAUGAUCUAGCAAUGCAGGAUGUACUAGAGAAUGGGUAUUGGUCAGGCGAUGAGUCAAAAGAGAAGGUGUCAAGCCCCUUGCAAGGAAAUAAGUAUAUGCAGAACCGGUUCCUUAGAUCUAGAAGUGAACCACUGGGUGAGCCAUUAUGCCCGUACUCUUCUCUGCUUGUGGAAAAGGGUGGAAGAAUAUUGUCCAACUCUGGCAGCAUCAAAAUGAGAAAACGCUCCCUGAGCAUUCCAGCCACAGGAAAACGUGGGGUUAGUGGCCCAAUUCUCUCUGGAACUCCACAGAGGUAGUAUAUCAAUUUUGUGCCAACUUGGGGUUUUCUCACCCAUUUUCCUUUUUUUUUUCCCCCUCCUAACUUCUAGUUGAGAGUUAUGUGGCGAUUUACCCAUCCUUGUUUAGCACGGUACAGUUGUAUGACUUGGAAUGUCUUUAUUUUUUUAUGUUUUAAUUUUUUGUGUAAGCAAUCAAGCAAAAUGCAAAUGUUAUUGAAAUUGAUUGUAAGAUGGAAAUGUUUUUCCCAUAAAGCCAUUACCUUCUUACU